This is a messenger RNA of Annulohypoxylon maeteangense, 7074 nucleotides long. Its product is annotated as KR domain-containing protein. The coding region runs from base 1 to 7074 and encodes 2357 amino acids. Gene Ontology annotation, molecular function: oxidoreductase activity; fatty acid synthase activity. Gene Ontology annotation, biological process: secondary metabolite biosynthetic process; fatty acid biosynthetic process. The transcript is spliced from 5 exons. The record is from RefSeq and is a predicted model, not a curated record. NCBI's taxonomy places the organism in Eukaryota, Fungi, Ascomycota, Sordariomycetes, Xylariales, Hypoxylaceae.
AUGCCGGCACUAACAAGAAGCCCGAGCUCGUCUUCUGGGUCUUCUUACGAUGAGCGCCCUACGGCAAGCCAUGAACUUCCAACUCCAGACACCGCAGCGUCAAGUGCCUCCUCCUCAAUGGGGGCGGAUGAAUAUCCAGCCCUAUCUUUCCCCGGAUACGCUGAAAAGCCUCUUGAUGAGCAGCUGGAGCCGAUCGCCGUUAUUGGCAUGGGCUGUCGACUUCCCGGAGAUGUAAAUUCUCCCUCGGAGUUCUGGAACCUGAUGAUGGAGAAGCGCUCAGGCCAGACGCCCAAGGUUCCUAAGUCGCGGUUCAAUAUCGAUGCGCACAUACACGAGAACAACGACCGCCCCGGCAGUUUUGCCGUGCUUGGUGGCUACUUCCUGAACGGCGAGCUCUCGGACUUCGACCCUGGCUUAUUUGGUAUCACGCCUGUCGAAGCCAUGUGGAUGGACCCCCAACAGCGCAAACUCCUCGAAGUCGUGUACGAAGCUCUUGAGUCUGGAGGCAUCUCGCUUGAGAAAAUUUCGGGAACCCGUACUGCUGUCUUCGCCGCUAGCUUCACGGCUGACUGGCAGCAAAUGGCGUUCAAGGAGCCCUCCUUCCGCCAUAGCCUAGCCGCGACUGGCGUAGAUCCUGGCCUUAUUAGCAAUCGUAUUAGUCACGUCUUCAACCUCAAUGGCCCUAGUAUCAUGUGUAACACAGCGUGCUCCUCAUCCGUAUAUGCCUUACACAACGCGUGCAACGCAUUACGAAAUCGGGAGGCCGAAGGAGCCAUUGUUGGUGGCGUUAACCUAAUUAUCACCGUGGACCAGCACAUGAACACUGCCAAGCUUGGUGUUCUUUCACCUACCUCGACUUGUCACACAUUCAAUGCAGAUGCAGAUGGGUACGGUCGGGCGGAUGCAGUCGGCGCCGUUUAUCUUAAGCGCCUUUCUGAUGCUAUCCGGGAUGGCGAUCCGAUCCGCGGCGUUAUCCGGUCUACCGCCACCAACUCGAACGGCAAAGUCCCUGCCGCCGGUAUAACACACCCCAACCGCGAAGGCCAAAUGAAUGUUAUUACGGCGGCCUAUAAGAGAGGAGGUGAUCUUGACCCUCGUUUAACCGGAUAUUUCGAAUGCCACGGAACCGGCACCGCAGUUGGAGAUCCGCUUGAGGUUAACGCUGUGGCUAUGGCUAUGAAUAAGAACCGUCAGCCAGGCGAAGAGCCUCUUUUAAUUGGAGCAGUAAAGCCAAACAUAGGUCAUAGUGAAGCCGCGUCGGGUCUUUCCGCCUUGAUCAAGGGUAUCAUGAUCGUGGAACGGGGACUCAUUCCGGCAAUCCGUGGAGUCACUGACCCUAGCCCUGCCAUCAUGUGGGACGAAUGGAAGGUUAAAGUACCCACUAAGGCUGUUCCAUUCCCUAGAGAGCUUCCUGUGCGUCGCGUGUCGAUUAAUAGCUUUGGGUAUGGGGGAACAAACGCCCACAUCAUCGUUGAGGACACCCAAUCUUUAACGAAACACGCACCAAGGUACACAUAUCUGGACAGUUGGACUCAGAAGCAACGGUUUGUUGGCCGGCGCCGAGCCGUGGAGCGUAAACGUUCUUUCCUUCUCCCCUUUUCGGCCCACGACAAGGCCACUCUUCGCCGCAACAUCGAUGCUCACGGAAAGGUUGCUGCCAAGUACAAUUUACUCGAUCUCUCAUACACGCUUAGUAACAGACGCAGUUCUUUACCAAGCAAAGCCUAUGCCGUCGCUAGUUAUAACAGCUUAAAUAGUGUGUUCAAUAGCGUAAGCGAGAAUUUCACCUUCGCGGACAAAAAGAGUAUCCGUUCUGUUGGCUUCGUCUUCACUGGCCAGGGGGCUCAGUGGGCCCGUAUGGGCGCUGAGUUGAUGGUAUAUUGUCCCCACUUUCUGCAUUCGAUACGUGCCCUUGAUCUUGUGCUUGAAGAGCUAAACGACGGUCCGGAGUGGUCUAUCGAGGACGUCCUACUUGAACAAGCGGACACGUCGCCAGUGAACGAUGCGGAGUUUUCCCAGCCGCUGUGCACGGCUAUUCAGAUUGCCGUGGUGCAAUUACUCGAAUAUUGGGGCAUCUGUCCUACGGUUACCGUGGGCCACUCAUCAGGUGAAAUUGCAGCUGCUUACGCGGCGGGAUUGAUCUCAUCUGACGAGGCCAUCAUCGCCGCCUAUUAUCGGGGUCAGGUUGCUAAGGAUAUGAGUACUGGAGGAGCUAUGAUGGCUGUCGGCCUUGGUGCGGAAGCAGUUGAGCCCUACCUCACAAAGUUCAAGGGCAAGGUUGGUGUCGCGUGUCAUAACUCUCCGUCGCUAGUAACACUAUCUGGGGACAAUGACGCUAUUGAGGCUGUCAAGGUUGAUCUCGAUGGCGACGGCGUUUUCGCUCGCCCCGUAAAGACCAACGGAAAGGCAUAUCACUCACAUCAUAUCGAUCCCGUAGCCCAGAAAUACGAAGCACUCCUUCGCGCGGCGAAAAAGUCACAGAAUUUCAGUCUACCCCUCUCAACGACUGCGAAGAUGGUGUCUUCUGUCACAAAUUCUAUUCUCCCUGCUGAGACCAACUUGGACGCGAGAUAUUGGACUACCAAUUUGAGAAGCCCUGUACUAUUCAAUCAGGCUGUUGGGACAAUUCUGGGAUCCGAGCAAUUCGCAGAUGUCGAUUUAUUCAUCGAAGUCGGUCCUCACUCGGCCAUGGCUAGUUCCAUUAAGCAAAUCAAGGCGAAGGCGAAGGCCGAAAAUAUUGAGUAUAUCCCAACGUUACUAAGAGGCAACGAUUGUGCCGCCCAACUCUUGAAGGUUGCCGGUGAGAUGUUCCUUCGAAACUACCCAGUUGACAUGGAGAAGGUGAGCAGUGCUUAUAUUGAAGCGGCGUCGGCCGACGGGAAGAUGGUGAAAGGUUCAACAAUCGUAGAUCUUCCUUCGUACCAAUGGAAUUAUACUCGAUCGUUCUGGGCCGAGAGCCGCAGCAGUCGAGAACAGCGACAGCCCAAAUUUCCCCGACAUGAUGUUCUCGGCCAGUUGGUGAUUGGGGGCUCCUUAGCGGAGCCUACUUGGCGUAAUGUCCUUCGGAUACGCGACCUUCCUUGGCUCAAACACCAUCAUCUAGGUGGUGAAUCAGUAUUCCCUGCCGCCGGUUACUUUUCCAUGGCUAUCGAGGCAAUCCGACAGAUUAAUGAGCUCAAAGAGACACCUAUCCCGAUCGAAAGCUACGCGAUACGCGACGUCUCGAUCAAGACGGCGUUAGUAACUCCAGACGAUGAUGACGGCAUCGAGAUAGUCUUGAGUAUGCGACCAUCACUGCACGGCAGCGAAUGGUGGGAUUGGAACGUGUCGUCGAUUGAUAAUGAAGGAGUUAAGAAAGACCAUAUGUCUGGUUCUAUUGGAAUUAAUACCCGCCCUCGUGGGAAGACGCCGCGUAAAAUUCCGGAUUUUCCGCAGCGCGCAACGGGGAAAGCUUGGAACCAGGCGCUUAGAGAAGUUGGUUUUGAUUAUGGGGAGACAUUUCAAGAUAUGGACGACAUUCGCUUCGAUGGUAAGCGAUACCAGGCCGCUUGCGCUACCAAUAUUAAGCAAGUCGUCAUGAAGAGUCUCGGCGAAUCACGAUAUGUACUUCAUCCCGCGUGCAUUGACUCGACACUACAGCUUUGCAUUGCGGCCAUCUAUGCCGGUCGUACUAAUGCUAUCGACUGUGGUGUUGUGCCUGUAUCUGUUGAUGAGGUGGUUAUCUGGCCGCCGACCGAGAAGCAACUAAAAGCCGAGAAGGCGAAUGCUUACGCCGUUGUGCACCGCCGCGGUAUCCGAACUUCAGAAAGCACAGUACAAUUGACAGCCCAGGAUGGCGAGAUGGUCAUGGAGAUCACCAACAUGCGGGCAACCGCCUAUGAGGCCGCAGUACCCCAGAAGGCCGAGAGCGCACUUGAAGAUGCUCCUUACGGCGAGAUGACUUGGGACCUUGACUUUGAUACUGCCGAAAACAGGAGUGGUUUGACCACAUCCGACCUAAUGAAUUUAGCAUUGUUCAAAUACCCCAACGCUAAAGUAAUUGAGUUAGGAGCAAUGUAUGCUCCUAAAAUUCUCGCCAAGAAUCCUCGGGCUCAAUAUACUAUUAUUGUGUCCUCAGAUGAAGAAGCCAAGACAGCUGAUAUCAUCAUAUCUGGAUAUCACAACGCUAAAGUUAUUACGGUCCAGUCCUCUGAGGGAACCGAGUUGCAGAAUUUAAAGGAGGGAUCAUACGACAUUAUGAUCGCUAGCCAGGAAGAGCAGCUAACACCUCAGUUACGGCGCCUGCUUGGCCAUGGCGCAAAUGUUAUCAACUCCGAAAUCACCAUUACCACGGCCAAUAGCGAAAUAUCCGAAUACGGCAGCCGCUCGGUGCAGCUGGUAUACCGCAAUAGCGAAAGUCCCGCAAUUUCGAAGGUCAAGACUGCACUCGAGUCUCUUUCCUGGAAUAUUGACGUUAUUAGUUUAGAUGCUUCUCUCGAAUUAUCCAUUUCUGAGCAUGUCGUCAUGCUUGCUGAUUUCGAGGGCCCUCUCCUUUUCGAUUGCAACGAGCAGGAAUUUUCCGCGGUUCAGAAUAUCAUAGCCAAGACCUCCUCGCUCCUAUGGGUUAGUAUUGGUGGACUAACAGAGGGAAAGAAACCGGAAUAUGCUAUGGUAUCCGGUCUUGCUCGCACCGUUACGUCCGAGCAAGCUUCGCUUGACUUCCGCGUUCUUGACAUUGACGUCGAUAACACUAGCCUGGAAGCAAUUGCCAAGUCAGUUACCAAUGUUGCGUUACUCCAAGCAACUAAAUCCGAAAAGCUGCCAGAGCGGGAAUUCUCUAUCUCUAAUGGGAAGACCUACAUUAGUCGUCUCCUUCGCCAAGAUGAUUUGAACAGCAUAUUCAGGAACAGUGGCAAAGCUGAGCCUGAGAACUUCCAUGUUAAUGACCGUAUCUCAGGUAGAAUCUUAAAAAGCAAAGUCGUGUUCCAACGCGAAGCAGCUACCGAUGACAUCCAACAAGGCCAUGUCGAAAUCGAGGUCCUAAGUAGCGGUCUGACGAAAGAAGGGGUUCUGGCCAUAUCUGGCUCAGAUUACGCGACUACAUUCAGCCACGAAAUCGGCGGCAUUGUGAAGAGAGUAGGAGCGGGAGUUCCUGGUCUCGAGGCUGGUGAUAAAGUGGUAGGAUUCAACGUUGGCUACUUUAAUAGUUACCAACAAGUUCCAGCUCCCAUGCUGCAGAAAAUCAGAAACGAUGAAGAUAUUGAUGGGUGUGUCAGCACCCUGAUGGCCUACGCUACGGCUUUGCACGGCCUCGAGACCCUCGCUUCCGUGAGAAAAGGGGAGAAUGUCUUAGUUCUGAGCAAUUCGGGUUUCGCUGGUGCCGCUGCUAUCAAAAUCGCACAGCUUAAGAACGCCAUUCCCUAUGUUGUCGUACAGACUGACGACGAGUUUGAAUUCAUCCGAAAUCAGCUUGGCGUUGAUGCUAGUCAUAUCCUGAAAGCGUCCGGAGGCCUUGUCUCCGAACGUCUAGAAGGCCUGACUAACGGCCACGGGGCUGAUAUUGUGUUCAGCGCCGGGAGCGUCGAUAGCGGAAUGGCGCAUGAAGCAUGGCGAUGCAUCGCCUCGUUCGGACGGUUCCUCGACAGUGGUCGCAAAGUUAACCUCAGCCGAAACGUCCUUGACGGUAUCCCAGUCCACCGCAGCGCCAGCUACAUACCAUUCGACAUUCUCGAAGUCUAUCAAUCUCGGCCAGGACAGUUGUCUGAGUUGUUGCCGACCAUCGUCGGUCUAUGGGAGCGCCGGUUAAUCGUUUCUCCUGGAAAGAUCAAGCCUGUAAAUCUCGCUGGUCUCGACAAGGCAGUAUCUGCUUUCUCUGACGUUUUUGGUGCCGCCAAAUCUGUUGUCCAAUUUCAGGAAUCCGAAGCGCCUAUCCAAAUCAUGCAAUCGCGGCCUGAGCUCCAGUUUAGUCCCGACGCGUCAUAUCUGCUUGUUGGAUGUCUAGGGGGUCUUGGACGUAGUCUUACUUCGUGGAUGGUGGAGUCUGGGGCUCGUAGGUUCACUUUCCUCUCUCGCUCAGGUGCGGAUUCAAAGUCUGCUGCGCAGCUUGUUAGGGAUCUCGAAGCCACCGGUGCAUUCGUCCAGAUUGUCCGCGGAGACGUCACAUCUCGCGAAGAUGUGCUACGCGCCGUUAACGGUAUCUCAACGAAGUAUCCGAUUAAAGGUGUCGUCCAUGCAGCUAUGGUAUUAAGGGAUGGCCUCUUCCACUCGAUGGAGUAUAAAGCAUGGAAGCAAUCCACCAAGCCGAAGGUCAUUGGUGCCAUGAAUCUUCAUUCGGUCCUAGCGGGCAAAUCUCUGGAUUUCUUCAUCAUGACCAGCUCCGUUUCCGGCAUUCUCGGCACGCCAGGCCAGAGUAACUACGCGGCUGCCAAUGCGUACCUUGACUCGCUCGCAAGACAUCGCCUGACCCAUAAUAAUGUUGCAACCUCCAUCGUUUUACCUAUGAUUUUGGGUGUCGGGGUUGUUGCCGAGAAUGCUGAAUUAGAAGAUGCCCUCAAACGCAAAGGGAUGUAUGGGAUUGACGAAGAGCAUCUUCUCCAGUCCUUUGAGGCUGCUAUGAUCUCGAGCAAUCUAAGACGAGUCCCUGACCACGUGGCCCCAGGUCUCGACCCUGCCAGGCUUCAAAAGGCCGUUAAUGAUACAGCUUCUACCGACAGUUUCUGGCUUGAAGAUGCCCGCUUUAGUCAUGUCGUUCACGCCAUUAGUUCUUCGGCUGACGACACUACCGGAGGAGCAGGUAGUCAAAGCAUCCUAGCAACCAUUAAGGCAGCCAGUUCCGCCGACGAAGCAAUUUCAGCUGUUAACGAACACUUCAUCGACAAGCUAGCACGCAUGCUGAUGCUUGACGCUGAAGAUAUUAAUCCUGAUGCUGGAUCCAUCGCUUCUUAUGGUAUUGAUUCAAUGAUCGGUGCUGAGCUGCGCAAUUGGAUAUUCAAGGAGUAUCGCAUGGACGUUCCCUUCCAACAGCUCCUCGGACCUACUCUCACUAUUACCAAGUUUGCUACACAGGUAUGCGCAGCCCAGGGCGUUGGUACUUGA